AUGGCGAUGAUAUUGGAUGCCUUCGUCUCCAUUUUUUUUGAACUACUGGUCGAGUCGGCGAAGAAAGAGGUUGACAUGCUCUUAGGUGUGCCUGGCGAGAUCAAAAAGCUCCAGAACAAGCUCCGUAAGAUCAGCAAUGUCCUUGCCGAUGCCGAGAGGAAGAGGAUCAAUGAUAAGAACGUGGAUGACUGGCUCAAGGAGCUCAAGGAUUUCAUGUACGAUGCUGAUGAUAUCCUCGACCUCUAUCGCAUCGAGGCCGACAAGUGUAGUGAAGCUUCUUCCUCCACUUCUUCGGUAUGCUUCCCCUUUCCCCUUCUGUCUUGCAUCAGAAAGCCUCUGGUUGCUCAUGAGAUUGGCACGAAAAUUAGAGAUCUCAAUCUGAAGCUUGAGAACAUCUCGAGGUUGAGAUCCGAUCUCAAUCUUGAGCUCACUUCCCAUGACAAGCAGCAAGUGACAUCUCCAAGUAGUCGCAUGACAUCUUCUGUAGGCGAUAUUGAUAUUGUAGGAUCUAAAAUUGAAGAGCACACUCAGAGCUUGGUUGAUUCGCUAAUUAAGGAUGACGGACGGAGAAACAUUCUUGUUUUUGCAAUUGUGGGUGCAGGUGGAAUUGGCAAGACCACACUUGCUCAAAGGAUAUAUAAUGACCAGAGGAUUCAGGAGGAGUUCUCAGUGAAGAAGUGGGUGUGUGUAUCGCAAGAGUUUGAUGACAUAAAUUUGCUGAAAGAUAUCUCCGGUGAGGCCCAAGAGCAAAGUAGGUCCUCGCUUGAGCCCAAAGUCGAGAGCAGUCUUGGGGGUAAGAAGGUGUUUCUUGUUCUUGAUGACAUUUGGACUGCAAAGGUUUGGUGUGACUUGUUAUGUAACACGUUAAAAAGUUGUGCUGCUGGCAGUAGGAUCCUUGUCACUACAAGAAAUGAACAGAUCACAAAGCAGAUGAUGGCAGUGCACACCCAUCACGUCCACAAACUGUCUUCAGAGGAUAGUUGGUCAUUGCUCUGCAAGAAGGUGGUCUUGACAGGAGAGGAGGGAGAGAUCCAGCAUCUCAAGGACAUAGGGAUGAAGAUUGUUGAGAAAUGUGAUGGCCUACCUCUAGCCAUCAAAAUGGUUGCAGGGGUGCUAUGCACGAAGGAGAAGACCAGGAGAGCUUGGAAUGGAGUUUUUGAAAGCACUGCAUGGUCCACAUCCGGGCUUCCUGAGGAGAUUAAGGGAGCAUUAUACCAAGAUCUACCCAGCUGUCUAAAGCAAUGUUUUAUAUACUGCUCAUUGUUUCCUGAAGACUAUAGAAUCCUUAAGAAGGAUAUUACUGCACUUUGGAUUGCUGAGGGAUUUGUGAAAGCUGAGGGAGUUCGACUAUGGAAGAGACAGCAGAAGAGUACUGCAGAGAGCUGA
This is a messenger RNA of Phoenix dactylifera (date palm), 1386 nucleotides long. The record is from RefSeq and is a predicted model, not a curated record. Lineage: Eukaryota; Viridiplantae; Streptophyta; Magnoliopsida; Arecales; Arecaceae.